CACAACAUGGCGAACGUUAAAAUGCAGCAAAGCCCGUGAGGCGAGCGAAGAUAUUGGAAUUAAAACAGGAACAAACGCCGAGGGAUGGCUGCAUUUGCAGCCUGGAGAAAAGAAGAAAGGAUGCCAUCUCCUUCUUUUUCCCUCGAUGCCCAGCUGCGCUUCCAUGAUAAAUGGCUGAAGAUAGAUUUGCAGCGUGCAUUCUCCUCAGAGGGACUGAGUGAGAUGUGGAACGAAAUGGUGAAGGAUGAGGAAAUUGUCUUCAACAGGGAAGAAUCUGCCUAUCCAGAGGACGCUGCAGAUUGCGCUGGCACUCAGAAGAAGGACGAAUCCAACGAUAAGGAGAAAAAAGAAGAAGAGGAGGCGUCUUCGGCUUCAGUCCAUCAUUCAAUCAUUGAGACGUGGGACUGGGGGAGACAGCCAGAUGAAGGUGAGCUGAAGGACUGUCUCAUGGUGCUGGUGGAUGAACAGCAGAAACUGGCUGCUCAGACGGCUAAAAGCACUCUUUCUGCACGGCGUCUGAGUCAGCGGCUGCUCAUCCUGGAACGCUACCUCAUCUCUCUUACCCACAGUAUGAUGGAGGAGAAGUACAAAGUCCGGUGGAAAAGUCCACCCAGCCCCCCACUGCCCACUGUUGAUAAUAAGAGUACACGUCCUGUCAGUAAGGGAGUGGAGGGCUUGGCACGUGUUGGGUCCAGGGCUGCGCUUUCUUUCGCUUUUGCUUUCCUUCGUCGGGCCUGGAGGUCUGGUGACGAUGCAGACCUGUGUAGUGAGCUCCUGCAGGAAUCUCUGGAUGCUCUGCGAGCCCUCCCUGAGGCCACGCUGUUUGACGAGGGCACCGUGUCAUCUGUCUGGCUUGAGGUGGUUGAAAGAGCUACCAAAUUCCUCAGCAGUGAUGUACAUGGAGGUGGCAGUGGUAAAGCCCCCAGCACCAUCCCACUGCAGGACCAGCACCUGGCCCUGGCUAUUCUUCUUGAGCUGGCUGUUCAGAGGGGCACGCUCAGCCAGCUCCUGUCUGCCGUGCUGCUGUUGCUGAGGCUGUGGGACAGAGGCACCAAAGAAAUGGACAAUGAACGUUCAAGCCAGGGCACCAGCGCUCCCUUACUACCCCUACUGCAGCGCUUUCAAGGCAUCCACGGCAGCAAGGAGGAGCCCGUCCCCGAAGAGGAGCUUGAGAUUUUGUCUGCACCCCUGAGCCCAAACGAAAACUUCCUACGCUUCCUGAACCUACCCCAUGACAACGAGUUAGCCAUUGACCUGCGGCAGACAGCUGUGGUAAUCAUGGCUCACUUGGACCGCCUGGCAGUGCCUUGCAGCCCCCCAGCGUGCAGCUCGCCUACAUCAGGCCAGGACCAUGGGCCCAUACAGAGUACAUUGCAAGAAGUGAUUGGCUGGGGGCUGCUGGGAUGGAAAGUGUAUGCCAAUGUUAACGGACCAAUCCAGUGCAAAGCUCUGUCCAACCUAGGCGUCACCCAAAUCGUCUGCUCCGAGAAGGGCUUUCUCAUUCUGUCUAUCUCUGGUGCUGUCUACACUCAGAAUUACAAAAAUACCACACUAUCCCCAAUGCUUGUACAUGGCCUGUCCUCCAGAAAAAUAGUUAAGCUGGCAGCUCAUCCAGAAGGACAGCAUUAUCUGGCUCUGUCAGCCAAUGGAGAGGUUUUCUCCUGGGGCUGUGGGGAUGGAGGUCGUCUGGGACACGGAGACACUACGUAUUUGGAAGAACCUACCAUGAUUGCAGCAUUUUCUGGAAAACAGGCUGGAAAGCAUGUAGUGCACGUCGCUUGUGGCAGCACCUACAGCGCAGCCAUCACAGCCGAUGGUGCCUUGUACACUUGGGGAAGAGGCAACUAUGGCAGACUAGGCCAUGGCUCCAGUGAGGACCAGACCACCCCCAUGCUGGUGACUGCUCUAAAAGGGAUGAAGGUGAUAGAUGUAGCCUGUGGAAGUGGAGAUGCACAGACUCUUGCUGUCACAGAGAAUGGUCAGGUGUGGUCAUGGGGGGACGGAGACUAUGGGAAACUAGGCCGUGGGGGCAGUGAUGGCUGUAAGAGUCCCAAGCUGGUAGAAAAGCUGCAGGAUUUAGACAUAGUGAAGGUGUGCUGUGGAAGCCAGUUCUCAGUAGCUCUCACUAAGGAUGGCCAAGUGUACACCUGGGGCAAAGGAGACAACCAGCGCCUUGGCCAUGGCACUGAUGAGCAUGUUCGCUACCCAAAACUGCUGGACAGUCUACAAGGAAAAAAGGUAGUAGAUAUAGCAGUGGGAUCCACACACUGCCUGGCCCUUACUGAGGAUGGAGAAGUGCACAGUUGGGGCAGUAAUGAUAAACUGCAGCACUUUGAUACGCUCUUCUCCAACAAAAAGCAGCCGAAAGCCCUACCAGGCCUCAACUCCAAACAUAUAGUGGGCAUCUCCUGUGGCCCAGGCCAGAGCUUUGCAUGGUCCUCAUGCUCAGAGUGGUCAGUGGGUCUGCGUGUUCCCUUCGUGGUGGACGUGUGCUCCAUGACUUUCGAGCAGCUGGACCUGCUGUUGCGACAGAUCAGCGAAGGCAUGGACGGUAGCUCAGACUGGCCUCCACCUCAGGAGAAAGAGUGUAUGGUGGUGGCUACGCUUAACCUGCUCCGACUACAGCUCCAUGCGGCGAUCAGUAAUCAGGUGGACCCGGAGGAAUUGGGGCUGGGCCUGGGCAGCAGCCUGCUCAACAGCCUUAAGCAGACGGUGGUGACGCUGGCCAGCAACGCCGGGGUGCUGAACACAGUGCAGUCAGCCGCGCAGGCUGUGCUCCAGAGUGGCUGGUCAGUGCUACUGCCUACUGCUGAGGAAAGAGCCAGAGCUUUGUCCUCAUUGCUGCCCAACACAGCCUCUAAUCAUGAGAUGACUGUGAGUCCGGGUCGGCGGUUCAUGAUUGACCUGUUGGUGAGCAGUCUGAUGGCGGAUGGAGGGUUGGAGUCUGCCCUGAAUGCUGCCAUCACAGCGGAGAUUCAGGAUAUUGAGGCUAAGAAGGAGGCUCAGAAAGAGAAGGAGAUUGAUGAGCAGGAAGCUAAUGCUUCAACCCUGCAGCGCUGUCGCACCACUCUUGAUAAAGACCUAAUCAACACAGGCAUCUAUGAGUCUGCCAGCAAGCAGAGCUUACCACUGGUCCAGCUCGUUCAACAGCUACUGAGGAACAUUGCCUCACAGACUAUAGGACGUCUGAAAGAUGUGGCACGCCGAAUUUCAAACUGCCAGGAUGCAGAGCAGGUAAGUAAAGAGCGCUCUGCUUCACUGGAUCUGCUGCUGCGCUUCCAGAGACUGCUGGUCUGCAAGCUGUAUGUGGGUGUCCAUGGUGCCACCGGAGUAGGAGGAUACUCUUUAACCCAUUCAGAAAUUCUUGGAGUGGGCUCUUUGUUGAAAAAGUACAUUGCUUUGCUGUGUACACACAUCUGCGACAUCCUACCUGUGGCCACCAGCAUCGCAUACAACAGCCACCGGCACUUUGCCGAGGUGUCCCAUGUCAUCGAGGGAGACCUUACUGGUGUCUUGCUGCCAGAGUUGGUGGUGUCUAUUGUAUUGUUGCUGACUCUGGAUGCAAGUCUGAUGCAGGAAACUGGCUCCAUCCCUUUGCUGGCUGGCCUGCUUGAGCAUGUGGAUCGCUUUAACCACCUCGCUCCUGGCAGUGAGAGAGAUGACAAUGAAGACCUGGCUUGGCCUGGCCUAAUGGGGUCUUUCUUCAAUGGGCCGAGCUCAAGGAACAACGAAGAGGUGUCGCUCAUCCGCAAAGCUGACUUGGAGAACCACAACAAGGACGGUGGCUUUUGGACAGUAAUUGAAGGGAAAGUUUAUGACAUCAAGGACUUCCAAGCUCAGUCUCUUACUGGAAAUACUAUUCUUGCUCAGUUUGCUGGAGAGGACCCUGUGGUGGCGUUAGAGGCAGCGCUCCAGUUUGAGGACACUCGAGAGUCCAUGCAGGCUUUUUGUGUGGGCCAGUAUAUGGAGCCCAACCAGGAGACUGUGACAACACCAGAUCUGAGCAGCCUGUCCUCACCCCUGAUGGACACUGAGAGGAACUUGGGCCUGCUGCUGGGCCUUCAUGCGUCCUAUCUGGCAUUAGGCUCGCCACUUUCACGCAUGGAGAUCGAAUGUGCCAAAUGGCUGCAGUCAUCAAUCUUCUGCGGGGGUCUUCAGACCAGUCAAAUCCACUAUAACUAUAAUGAGGAGAAGGAUGAGGACCAUUGCAGCUCUCCAGGGACCACAACACCUGACAAAGCCAAACUGUACUCCCGCAGAAUCACCCUUAGUGACCAUGCACAGCCAUUCUUGCAGGCGAUCGCUGAUAACACUACCCAGGACCACACUGUGAAGGAUUUUUUGUGCCAAAUUGAACGGUGCUGUAAGCAGUAUCAUCUCAUCACACCCAUCACUUUCCCGCCAGAACACCCUGUGGAAGAAGUGGGCCGUCUGCUACUCUGCUGCCUUCUUAAACAUCAAGACCUUGGUCAUGUCGCCCUCUCGUUGGUCAAUCAAUGUACCUUGGCUGUGGACCAGGCGAAGCAGAGGUCCCUCCCCAAGUCUGUGAUUGACGUGUGCCGAAUGGUGUACCAGGCCAAAUGCUCUUUGAUCAAAACCCAUCAGGAGCAGGGUCGAUCCUAUAAGGAGGUUUGCGCUCCUGUGAUUGAGAGGCUGCGUUUCCUUUUUAAUGAGCUGCGGCCAGCAGCCAGCAAUGACCUGUCCAUUGUGUGCAAACUAAAGCUGUUAAGCUCACAGCCUCGCUGGAAGAUGAUCACCCGGAAGCUCAUCAGAGAGCGCAGGAAAAAAAGAGUACCUAAAAAGUCUGAGUCUGCUGAUGUAGAGGAGUCUAAGCAAGAGAGGGAUGGGACCAAUGAGGAGGUGCCUCCACUUCCUGUCAGCCCCACACCUGUGGAUAAGAAACAAACUGUGAAAUCGCCUAAGGAAUAUUGGCAGCCGCUGUUGAACACAGUAGUGAAUGUGCAGAAGUAUCGCUGGCUGAAGCACAGCAUGCAGGGCGCCUACUCCCAGUCCAGCCUUAUGGGCACCGUUGUGGAGUUUGCCCUUAAAGAGGAGCCACUCGAUGUGGAGAAAAUUAGGAAAUGUCUCCUUAAGCAGCUGGAGCGUGCAGAGGUGAGGCUGGAGGGUAUAGACACCAUGCUGAAACUAGCAUCCAAAAGCUUCCUGUUGCCUUCUGUACAGUAUGCCAUGCUCAGCGGUUGGCAAAGGGUCAUCCCUGAAGGGCCCAAUAUAGGGGAGCCUUUAUCAGACUGUUUAAAGGACGUGGAUCUCAUUCCUCCCUUUAACCGCAUGCUGCUGGAGGUAACUUUUGGAAAGCUUUACACCUGGUCCAUCCAGAACAUUCGCAACAUCCUGCUGGAGGCCUCUGGCAGAUUUAAAGAACUGGGAGUGCAGCUUGUACCUCUGCAAACUAUCACUAAUGAGAACCCAGCAGGCCCCAGUCUUGGCACUAUUCCACAGGCUCGAUUCCUCCUGGCCAUGCUUCAUAUGCUGACUCUCAAACAUGGAGCCAACAGCCUCAGUCUGCUGCUUAACUCUGGAACCUUGGCCCUCACACAGAGCGUCCUGCAUCUUAUUGGUCCUAGUUCAGACAACAGUGAGGAAGAGCUGACCUCUGGAGCUCAUGGAGGUUCGGCGACAGUGCUGGAGGAAUCCAGAAAGGAGACAGCUCCCAUACCUCUUCCUGCCUCCGGCCCUGAACUUGCUGCAAUGAUGAAGAUUAGUACCAGAGUGAUGAGAGGGCAGGACUGGAAGUGGGGUGAUCAGGAUGGCCCGCCUCCAGGUCUGGGCAGAGUGAUUGGUGAGCUGGGUGAGGAUGGCUGGAUUCGUGUGCAGUGGGACACCAGCAGCACAAACUCCUACAGAAUGGGCAAAGAGGGCAAAUAUGACCUGAAACUUGCCGAGCCCCCUCCUGCCACCCAGCCUGCUGCUGAGGACUCGGACACGGAGGAUGACAUUGAAGCGGAGGCGCUGGAGAAGAACACUCACCCCACAUCCAUCAUGUUGACCAGUACAGUAAAUCUGCUGAAAACUCUGUCCCUAUCAUCUGGUGUUUAUGCUGAAAUGAUGCAGACUGAAGCCACCAGGACUCUAUGUGGCCUGCUUCGCAUGCUGGUGGAGAGCGGAUCUACUGACCAGACAGGUUGUGCAUCUCGAGAUGGUGUGGUAUCUCGAGAGCAGCACAGAAGCUGGUGCACGCUGGGUUUUAUCCGCAGCAUAACACUUAUGCCUCAAAUGUGCAGCACGUUGAGCUCUUCUGCCUGGAUCAACCUGCUCAUCCGCAUUGUGGAGGGUCACCAGUCAUUCACUGCAGUUACGCUACAGAGACAGAUCCUGGCUCUGCGCUUACUGCAGGCUGUGCUGCCAUCCUGGGAUAGAAUGGAGCGUUCUCAGGAUAUGAAAUUUCUUGUGGAAAAAUUGUUUAAUUUCCUCGGCAGCCUUCUCAGCACCUGUUCCUCAGACCUGCCACUGCUUCGAGAGGGUUCUGCGCGUAGGAGGAAGUCUCGUCCCCAGGCCUCCUUGACGGCCACACACAGCAGCACUCUAGCGGAGGAGAUUGUGGCCGUUCUGCGUACACUGCACUCUCUUAAUCAGUGGAAUGGUCUCAUUAAUGAAUACAUUAACUCUCAGCUUAAUGGCAUCGGAGAUGUGAUGGCGGGCCGAGUUUCAGAAGUGACUUUGCUGGAGGAGUACUUACCCAACGCAGAGGCUCCAGGGGUGGGCAGUUUGAUGGCUGUGCUUGCUGUAAUUGGUGGAAUUGAUGGACGUCUGCGAUUGGGUGGUCAGGUGGUUCAUGAGGAAUAUGGCGAAGGAACAGUCACACGCAUCACUCCCAAAGGACGCAUCACUGUACAGUUUCAUGAAAUGAGGAUGUGUCGAGUGUGUCUACUAAGCCAGCUCAAACCGCUGCCAGUGGUGCCAUUCAGUGUUCAAAACCUACCUUUUACGGAGCCAAUGCUAUCUGUGUGGGCCCAGCUCGUCAACCUGGCAGGAAGCAAGCUUGAGAAACAGCGCAUGAAGAAAUCUCUCAGCAGAGGAAUUGCUGCAGAUCAGGUGGACAUCCACUUGUUGCGGUGUCAGCAACUCCGAUUGUACAUCCUGAAGGCUGCACGGGCGCUGCUCUCUCACCAGGACAAACUUAGACAGAUCCUGUCUCAGCCAGCUGUUAUAGACACCAGCUCCAACCCUACCGAGGAGCAGGUUGUUUCAUCUCCUGACGUGGCCGAUAUGUCCCCUGAGGGCCCUCAGCCUCCGCUCAUCCUGCUCCAACAGCUGUUGUCUGCUGCCACUCAGCCAUCACCCAUUAAAGCAAUCUUUAACAGGCAGGAACUUGAGGCUGCAGCUCUGGCAGUUUGUCAGUUUUUGGCAGUGGAGUCCACUCACCCAUCUUCCCCAGUUUUUGAGGAGAGCAGCUCAAGUGAAGCCACCACACCACUUACUGUCCAGCAUGUACGCCCGCCCAAACAGAAAAAGCACAAGACCUCACCCGUGCCCCCAGCACCAAUAGUGCUGCAGCUCAUGGAAAUGGGCUUUCAGAGGAAAAACAUCGAGUUUGCCCUUAAAUCACUGUCGGGAUCUUCAAGCAGCACAUCUGGAGUUCCAGGUGUGGAGGCUCUGGUGGGAUGGCUGUUGGAUCACCCUGAUGUGCACGUCACAGAGCUGUCUGAUGCAGACACGGUGUCUGACGAAUACUCAGAAGAAGAAGUGCUGGAGGAAAUGGUGGAGCCUGAAGCAGCAUUUUCUGUGCCUCCUGGAGUUGUGGUUACUGAGAGCCAGACUUUUAAGAAGCGCACAGAUUUUCAGAGCAACGAUGAUUACGCUGUGUACGUGAGAGAGAACAUUCAGGUUGGAAUGAUGGUGAAGUGUUGCAGGACGUAUGAAGAGGUUUCCGAAGGAGAUGUGGGCAAAGUAAUCAAGCUGGACAGAGACGGUCUGCACGACUUGAAUGUGCAGUGCGACUGGCAGCAGAAAGGUGGAACCUACUGGGUUCGCUAUAUUCACACUGAACUACUAGGAUUUCCUCCUCAGAGUUCUCCAUCUCACAUUAAGAUUGGCGACAAGGUACGAGUGAAGCCAUCAGUUACGACACCCAAGUACAAGUGGGGCUCUGUAACUCACAGGAGUGUUGGUGCAGUCAAAGCUUUUAGUGCCAAUGGGAAAGAUGUAAUAGUGGAUUUCCCACAGCAGUCACACUGGACAGGCCUGUUAUCUGAGAUGGAGCUGGUUCCUAGUGUACAUCCUGGAGUCAGGUGUGAUGGCUGUCAGAUGUUCCCCAUUAACGGCCCCAGAUUUAAGUGCCGGAGCUGUGAUGACUUUGAUUUCUGUGAGGCCUGCUUCAAAACUCGUAAACACAACCCCAGACAUUCCUUUGGACGCAUUAAUGAACCUGGUCAGUCUCCAGCGUUUAGUGGCCGCUCUGGUAAGCAGUUAAAGAGGCAUCACAGCAGCCAGCGGGGCAUGCUGAUCGAUGAUUGGUCCAGAGUUGUGAAGAAUCUUAGUGUGUCCUCCUCGGUGAACCAGGCUUCUCGACUGAUAGACAGUGGUGAUCAGUGCUGGCAGUCCUCUGGUUCUCAGGGCAAGCACUGGAUCCGUUUGGAGCUUUUCCCAGACGUUCUGGUCCACAGAUUAAAGAUGGUGGUAGAUCCAGCAGAUAGCAGCUACAUGCCCUCAUUGGUCGUGGUGUCAGGUGGAAAUUCCUUGAACAACCUGAUUGAACUGAAGACCAUUAAUAUCAAUCCUACCGAUACUACUGUUUCCUUGAUAAGUGACUGCGUUGAGUACCACAGAUACAUAGAGAUCGCUAUAAAACAGUGCCGGAGCUCAGGGAUUGACUGUAAGAUUCAUGGCCUCAGCAUGGUGGGUCGCAUCCGUGCUGAGGAUGAAGAUCUGGCCACUGUUCCUUUCUUGGCAUCAGACAACGAAGAGGAGGAAGAUGAUAAAGCAGCAACAGGAAGUCUUUCCAGAAAGAGAUCAUCAGGAAUGGAGUCUGCUGCUGCUAUUAGAACCAAAGUGUUUGUGUGGGGGCUUAACGAUAAAGAUCAGCUGGGUGGUCUUAAAGGCUCGAAGAUUAAAGUACCAUCGUUCUCUGAGACACUCUCCGCUUUGAAUGUAGUGCAGGUGUCUGGAGGCUCCAAGAGCCUUUUUGCUGUGACUGCGGAGGGAAAAGUGAACGCAUGUGGGGAGGCCACUAACGGCAGAUUGGGUUUGGGCCUGUCCAGUGGCACCAUUCCUAUUCCACGCCAGAUCACUGCCCUGAGUAACUAUGUCGUGAAAAAGGUUGCUGUUCAUUCAGGGGGGCGCCAUGCCAUGGCUUUGACGGUGGAUGGAAAAGUGUUUUCAUGGGGAGAAGGAGAUGAUGGUAAACUUGGGCACUUCAGCAGAAUGAACUGUGACAAGCCUCGGCUGAUUGAGGCGCUGAAGACCAAGCGCAUUCGAGACAUCGCCUGUGGCAGCUCCCACAGUGCAGCAAUCACCUCCAGUGGAGAGCUGUACAGCUGGGGCUUAGGUGAAUACGGACGGCUGGGCCACGGAGACAACACCACCCAGCUCAGACCGAAAUUGGUUAAGGUUCUACUGGGACAUCGGGUUAUCCAGGUUGCCUGUGGCAGUCGUGAUGCCCAAACUCUUGCUUUGACAGAUGAAGGUUUGGUGUUUUCAUGGGGAGAUGGAGAUUUUGGGAAGCUGGGCCGUGGAGGCAGCGAGGGCUGUAAUAUUCCACAGAACAUCGAACGCCUAAACGGACAGGGAGUGUGUCAGAUCGAGUGUGGUGCUCAGUUCUCCCUUGCACUCACCAAAUCUGGAGUCGUGUGGACUUGGGGGAAGGGGGACUAUUUCCGGCUUGGUCAUGGCACAGAUGUGCAUGUGAGGAAACCCCAGAUGGUGGAGGGACUGCGAGGAAAGAAGAUCGUUCAUGUAGCUGUGGGGGCGCUGCACUGUCUGGCUGUCACAGACACAGGACAGGUUUUUGCUUGGGGUGAUAAUGAUCAUGGGCAGCAGGGCAAUGGCACAACCACCGUGAACAGGAAGCCAACACUGGUGCAGGGCCUGGAGGGCCAAAAGAUCACGCGUGUGGCAUGCGGAUCCUCUCAUAGCGUGGCCUGGACUACAGUCGAUGUCACCACACCCUCCGUUCAUGAGCCAGUCCUCUUUCAGACUGCCAGGGACUCCCUCGGCGCUUCCUACCUUGGUGUGCCAUCAGACAGCGACCCGUCUUCACUUAGCAACAAGCUGAGUGGCCAGAGCAGUGUGAAGCCAAACAGGCCAUCUUUAGCCAAGAUCCUGCUUUCUCUAGAUGGGAAUUUGGCUAAGCAGCAGGGUCUGUCCCAUGUGCUGUCUGCACUGCAGAUUAUGUAUGCCAGAGAUGCUGUGGUGGGAGCACUGAUGCCUGCCUGCAUGAUGCCUGUGGAGUGCCCGUCCAGCUCUCCGGUGCCUCCGUCGGAUUGCUCAUCUGUCUCUAGCCCUUCAGAAGCUGAAGGUCCUCCUCUUCCCACCGACCCAGAGGAGCGCAUUAGCCCUCACCCCUGGCAGGACAGUAAAAGAGGGGAGGUUGCAUCCUCUGAAGAUGCUAUUACCCCAUCAUCUGCUGUGACUCCGUCAGCCGCUGCCGCUUCCUCCCGACCUUUUAUUCCUGUCACAGAUGAUCCUGGAGCAGCCAGUAUCAUCGCUGAGACCAUGACCAAGACCAAAGAGGACUCAGAGUGCCAGAAUAAAGCCACGGGGCCUGAGCCUCAGUAUCUGGAUGAGUUUACCAGUCUGCUGGUGCCUGAUGAUACAAGGGUAAUGGUCGACCUGUUAAAGCUGGCAGUGUCACUGCGUGCAGGCGAGAAAGGAAAAGAAGUACUGUCUGCUGUGCUCUCUGGCAUGGGCACCGCCUACCCACAGGUGGCUGACAUGCUGCUGGAACUGUGUGUGACUGAGCUGGAGGACGUAGCCACCGACUCUCAGAGUGGCCGUCUGUCAUCUCAGCCAGUGGUGGUGGAGAGCAGCCACCCCUACACUGAUGACACCUCCACUAGUGGUACCGUCAAAAUACCAGGUGCUGAGGGACUGAGGGUCGAAUUUGACAGACAGUGCUCCACAGAGAGGAGACACGAUCCGUUAACAGUCAUGGAUGGUGCUAAUAGGAUUGUCUCUGUUCGAUCAGGGCGAGAGUGGUCAGACUGGUCCAGCGAGUUGAGGAUUCCAGGAGACGAGUUGAAGUGGAAAUUUACCAGUGAUGGCUCUGUUAAUGGUUGGGGCUGGCGCUACACUGUCUAUCCUAUCAUGCCUGCAGCAGGUCCCAAAGACCUCCUGUCUGAUCGCUGUAUUCUGUCCUGUCCUUCGAUGGACUUGGUUACCUGCCUGCUGGACUUCCGUCUUAACUUUGCCUCCAACCGUAGCAUCGUGCCUAGACUGGCUGCUUCACUAGCAGCCUGCGCUCAGCUUAGUGCUCUUGCGGCUGGACACCGCAUGUGGGCCUUGCAGAGGCUGCGUAAACUUCUGACCACUGAGUAUGGCCAGUCUAUUAACAUCAACCGCUUGCUGGGAGACAGUGAAGGAGACUGUCGCUCCAUGAGUUUUACAGGCAGUGCUUUGGCUGCACUGGUAAAAGGGCUUCCAGAAGCUCUGCAGAGACAAUAUGAGUAUGAAGACCCCAUUGUCAGAGGAGGCAAACAACUGCUCCAUAGCCCCUUCUUUAAGGUGCUGGUGGCUCUUGCAUGUGAUUUGGAGUUGGACACACUCCCCUGCUGUGCUGAGACUCACAAGUGGGCUUGGUUCCGUCGCUACUGCACUGCCUCCAGGGUGUCAGUAGCGCUGGACAAAAGAACCGGUCUGCCUCGCUUAUUCCUGGAUGAGGUUGCUAAGAAAAUCCGUGAGCUUAUGGCGGACCAUGAAAACAUGAAUGCAAUUCACGAAAGUCAUGAUCUGUUCAAGAGGGAACACGACGAACAGCUGGUACAGUGGAUGAACAGACGUCCAGAUGACUGGACUCUGUCAGCAGGCGGCAGUGGCACCAUCUACGGCUGGGGCCACAACCAUCGUGGCCAGCUGGGUGGCAUUGAAGGGGCAAAGGUUAAAGUUCCAACACCAACAGAGGCCCUUGCCACGUUAAGGCCCGUUCAGCUCAUUGGUGGUGAGCAGACGCUUUUUGCAGUCACUGCGGAUGGGAAGCUGUAUGCUACAGGCUAUGGAGCUGGUGGCCGCCUAGGAAUUGGGGGCACAGAGUCGGUGUCCACCCCGACAUUACUGGAGUCCAUCCAGCAUGUGUUUAUUAAGAAAGUUGCUGUGAACUCAGGUGGAAAACAUUGCCUGGCAUUGUCCUCUGAGGGAGAAGUCUACUCCUGGGGAGAGGCAGAGGAUGGCAAACUUGGUCAUGGCAACAGGAGCCCAUGUGACCGGCCACGAGUGAUUGAGUCUUUGAGGGGCGUGGAGGUGGUGGACAUAGCCGCUGGAGGAGCCCACAGUGCUUGCAUCACCGCAAGUGGAGAACUCUACACCUGGGGAAAGGGACGCUAUGGGCGCCUGGGCCACGGAGACAGCGAGGACCAGCUCAAACCCAAACUGGUGGAUGCUCUGCAGGGGCACAGGGUGAUUGAUGUAGCGUGUGGAAGCGGCGAUGCCCAGACUUUGUGUUUGACAGAUGACGACAUGGUUUGGUCUUGGGGAGAUGGAGAUUAUGGCAAACUGGGUCGUGGAGGCAGUGACGGCUGCAAAGUGCCAAUGAAGAUCGACUCUCUGACUGGAUUGGGAGUAAUAAAAGUGGAGUGUGGUUCUCAGUUCUCUGUGGCCCUCACGAAGUCUGGAGCUGUGUACACAUGGGGAAAGGGAGACUACCACAGGCUUGGUCAUGGCUCCGACGACCAUGUCCGCAGACCACGGCAGGUCCAGGGUUUGCAGGGCAAAAAAGUAAUUGCCAUAGCAACUGGCUCUCUCCAUUGUGUGUGCUGCACAGAAGAUGGAGAAGUAUAUACAUGGGGCGAUAACGAUGAGGGGCAGCUGGGUGAUGGGACCACCAAUGCCAUUCAGAGGCCCAGACUUGUGGGAGCACUGCAGGGCAAGAAGAUCAACAGGGUAGCCUGUGGCUCUGCACACACCCUUGCUUGGUCCACUAGCAAACCAACCAAUGCUGGCAAACUCCCUGCUCAGGUUCCUAUGGAGUAUAACCACUUACAGGAGAUCCCCAUUAUUGCUCUGAGGAACAGACUGCUGCUUCUGCAUCACAUUUCUGAACUCUUCUGUCCCUGCAUCCCCAUGUUUGACCUAGAGGGACGUCUCGGUCAGACCAGUCACGGCCCUUCUGUGGGCUUCGACACACUCCGGGGCAUCCUCAUCUCACAGGGCAAGGAGGCUGCAUUUCGCAAAGUCGUGCAGGCAACUAUGGUGAGAGACCGGCAACAUGGCCCAGUGGUGGAACUCAACAGAAUUCAGGUGAAACGCUCUCGCAGUAAAGGAGGUUUAGCAGGUCCAGACGGAACCAAAUCUGUGUUUGGACAGAUGUGUGCCAAGAUGACUUCCUUUAGCCCAGACAGCCUGCUGCUGCCUCAUCGGGUCUGGAAAGUCAAGUUUGUAGGUGAGUCUGUAGAUGACUGUGGAGGAGGCUAUAGUGAAUCUAUAGCAGAAAUGUGUGAGGAGCUGCAGAAUGGACUCACUCCUCUGCUCAUCGUCACUCCAAACGGCCGAGACGAGUCCGGAGCCAACAGGGACUGCUUCUUGCUCAACCCUGCUGCCAAGAGUCCACUACACAUGAGCAUGUUUCGCUUCUUAGGAGUUCUUCUGGGAAUCGCGAUACGUACAGGCAGUCCACUAAGCUUGUACCUUGCUGAACCUGUGUGGAAGCAGCUUGCUGGAAUGAACCUGACAAUUGCAGAUCUCAGUGAGGUGGAUAAGGACUUCAUCCCUGGUCUGAUGUAUAUCAGAGAUAACGAGGCAUCAGCAGAGGAGUUUGAAGCCAUGCCUCUGCCAUUUACUGUGCCCAAUGCCUGUGGUCAGGAGGUACAACUCAGCUCUAAAUACUCUCACAUCAGCCUGGAGAACCGUGCAGAGUAUGUGCGCCUCGCCAUCAACUACAGGCUGCACGAGUUUGACGAGCAGGUAGCUGCAGUGAGGGAGGGAAUGGCCCGAGUGGUGCCUGUGCCGCUCCUCUCUCUCUUCACCGGCUAUGAGCUGGAGACCAUGGUGUGUGGAAGUCCUGAUAUCCCGCUGCACCUGCUGAAGUCUGUAGCCACAUAUAAGGGGGUGGAGCCCACAGCUCCGCUGAUCCAGUGGUUCUGGGAGGUGAUGGAGUCCUUCUCCAACACUGAGCGCUCACUCUUCCUCAGGUUCGUGUGGGGACGAACACGCCUGCCCAGGACAAUCGCAGAUUUCCGUGGUCGAGACUUUGUGGUGCAGGUCCUUGAUAAGUACAACCCACCAGACCACUUCCUCCCAGAGUCAUACACCUGCUUUUUCCUGCUCAAGCUGCCCCGUUACUCAUGUAAACUGGUUUUGGAGGAGAAACUGAAGUAUGCAAUCCACUUCUGUAAGUCCAUCGACACCGACGACUACGCACGCAUCGCUCUGAGUGGCGAGCCUGCCGCAGACGACUCCACUGACGACUCAGAUAACGAUGAUGCCGAUUCCUUCGCCUCCGACUCCACGCAGGACUACCUAACUGCGCACUGACACCUGUGUAUCCCCUUCCAACCCACACAUACUCACGCACACGGACUUAUCGAUGUGGCUGUGCAUCAGAAAUGAUACGAAAUAUGCUGCCAAGAUUUCAAGAACAGAAAACUCAGCUAAAAGAAGAUCCGUUUUAAACUCAAACACUUACAUGUAUGCCUACAACCACUAAAAUGAAGAGUGUAGGAGUAUCUUUAUGUGCAAUUAGUUCUAAACCACCUUAAGCUGGUAAAGAACUUUGUUUUUUUUUUUGUUUCAUUGUUUAUUUAAAAAAAAAAAAAGAGCAGAGAGGGGAAAAUCUGCAUAUUUGAGUGUUGCUAGACCUUGUGUUUAUAGUGUGAACAGACAGACCGCUUAGCCUAGCACUGUGCUCGACGACCCCUGAUAGACUCCACAUCACUUCACUACUGCUUUGUGAAUUGUUUAACGAAAUGAGCACGUGCGGCUUUCUCACGCUCUUCUUAAAUAGCAGUGUUUUGUUUUGAAGAAUUAUUUUAACCUUAAACAUGACGUGUGCUCAAAAAUUGGUGUUAACAGGAGCUCAUUCAGGGGUUGUUUUAUUUUAGGUUGACGGUCACUGUAUUCAGUUUCCCCUCCCUGAUAAUGCGUGUUUGCCGUUAUUUACUACGUGUAAAUAAUGUUAUUGUGCCAUGUGUUCAUAUGUUUCAUUCCAAUAGUAUAAUGUUAAUAAAUUUCUGUUUAAAAAAUGUAAAA
This is a messenger RNA of Trichomycterus rosablanca, 15354 nucleotides long. It is a transcript of the gene herc2, whose product is annotated as HECT and RLD domain containing E3 ubiquitin protein ligase 2. NCBI's taxonomy places the organism in Eukaryota, Metazoa, Chordata, Actinopteri, Siluriformes, Trichomycteridae. Gene Ontology annotation, biological process: protein ubiquitination. Gene Ontology annotation, molecular function: zinc ion binding; ubiquitin-protein transferase activity. Bases 85 to 14640 code for a protein of 4851 amino acids. The record is from RefSeq and is a predicted model, not a curated record. The transcript has 94 exons.